AUGAGCACCCAGUUCAUCCGGAAAAGUGGCCGUCUGGGAGGCACGGAAGUCCACGAGCAACCGCCACUUACAAGUGACUUUGGGUUCACCAGGAGCGCCAGCUUCCUUCGCGAUUGGUUUUACAUCAAGACCUACUACAGUGACUAA
Molecule: messenger RNA, 147 nt
Organism: Phytophthora nicotianae INRA-310
Lineage: Eukaryota; Oomycota; Peronosporomycetes; Peronosporales; Peronosporaceae
Exons: 2
Coding region: 1-147 (48 amino acids)
Source: RefSeq, a predicted model, not a curated record